GGAGGGUGGUUGGCACAUGCGCGUUUGCGCGAGAUGGACGCGGGGGUGUCGUCGGCACAUGCGCGAGAUGCACACGGGUGAUUUGGCGCAUGCGCGUCGCGCCGCCCUCCCUUUCUGCUUCUCUCGCUGCAGCCGCCAUGGCGCCUGUGAAGAAGCCUGCGACGAAAGGUGGCAAAAAAAAGAAGCAGGUCCUAAAGUUUACUUUGGACUGCACCCAUCCUGUUGAAGAUGGAAUCAUGGAUGCAGCCAACUUCGAGCAGUUCUUGCAGGAACGAAUCAAAGUGAAUGGAAAAGCCGGUAAUCUGGGUGGAGGUGUGGUGACCAUUGAGAGAAGCAAGAGCAAAAUCACCGUAACUUCAGAGGUGCCAUUUUCCAAGAGAUAUCUGAAGUACCUUACUAAGAAAUAUCUGAAGAAAAACAACUUGCGUGACUGGCUGCGUGUAGUUGCUAAUAGCAAGGAAAGCUAUGAAUUGCGAUACUUCCAGAUUAACCAGGAUGAAGAAGAGGAGGAAGAGGAGGAUUAAAUGCAUGUGGAUCUGGAAAUAUUUUGUACAUUAAAUUUCCUUCAAUAAAACGUGGGGAAAAAA
Molecule: messenger RNA, 587 nt
Organism: Chrysemys picta bellii (western painted turtle)
Lineage: Eukaryota; Metazoa; Chordata; Testudines; Emydidae
Gene: RPL22
Product: ribosomal protein L22
Biological process (GO): cytoplasmic translation
Cellular component (GO): ribosome
Molecular function (GO): structural constituent of ribosome; RNA binding
Source: RefSeq, a predicted model, not a curated record